Rosa rugosa (rugosa rose) is the source of this 3430-nucleotide messenger RNA. Its product is annotated as homeobox-leucine zipper protein ATHB-15. The record is from RefSeq and is a predicted model, not a curated record. Bases 720 to 3236 code for a protein of 838 amino acids. Gene Ontology annotation, molecular function: DNA binding; lipid binding; DNA-binding transcription factor activity. The transcript has 18 exons. Lineage: Eukaryota; Viridiplantae; Streptophyta; Magnoliopsida; Rosales; Rosaceae.
CGAACGAAGCAGAAACUCUCUCUCUCUCUCUGAGCCGAAAGUGACGAACCAAUGGAAAACAACAACAACAGGAACAACAGCAUUAUCAGCAACAGAGCCAAAAACCGUAUGUAGUAAUUCCCAAAAGUAAAAAACAGCAACACCCGAAAAGCAGAGGAGCAUAAAAUACAACUUUCCCUAUCCUUCUUCCUCAAACUCCACCAAGUCUCUCGUAUACUUUUCCUGUUUCCAAACCCCAUCCCACAUACGCACUAAGCAUGCUGCGCCAACCCACUUGAGCCCUCUGAAAUGUCUCGCAGAUUGUACAUGGGAACAGUCAAGAUCGGCCAAACGGUGAUGUUUCCUCUCGUUCUCCGGUCGUAGUUUCAGAGAUCGCUUCUUCCCAGCUGGCUGUGAAGAAUCAUCGUCGCACUUACUGGCUCGGUUCGAUUGUCAGAUCGGUCUUGGUUUCUGAUCCCGAAGGAUUUGUAUAGUUUCUUUGUGUUUGGUGCUGCAGAGAAACGAGGACAAACGCCGUUCCAGUUAAGAUAGUGCUGUUUCUUGUCGGUUUAUCCCAAUCCCAAGUCGUUUUUAGGCAUAAAGUAAAGUGGUACUUGCAAGUUUUCUAGAGGCCCGGUUUGGCGUUUUGGUUUCUUUUUGUGGUUGGAGUUGUGGUAGAGGUAGAGGAGCUUUCUGGGUUUGGUGUGGGGUUUGUUUUUUAGUGAGGGGAUAAGUGGAAAAUGGCUAUGUCCUGCAAGGAUGGUAAAGGAGUAAUGGAUAAUGGCAAGUAUGUGAGGUACACACCUGAGCAGGUUGAAGCCCUUGAGAGGCUUUAUCAUGAAUGCCCCAAACCCAGUUCGAUUCGUCGCCAACAGCUCAUUAGGGAGUGCCCAAUUCUCUCUAACAUUGAGCCUAAACAAAUCAAAGUUUGGUUCCAGAACAGAAGAUGCAGAGAGAAGCAGAGGAAAGAGGCUUCACGCCUCCAAGCUGUGAACAGGAAGCUCACUGCUAUGAACAAGCUUUUAAUGGAGGAAAACGAUAGGUUGCAGAAGCAAGUGUCACACUUGGUCUAUGAAAAUGGCUACUUCCGCCAGCAUACCCAGACCACGACGCUUGCAUCCAAAGAUACGAGCUGUGAAUCAGUGGUGACGAGCGGUCAACACCAUCUGACACCUCAGCAUCCGCCAAGGGAUGCUAGUCCUGCAGGACUUUUGUCCAUUGCAGAAGAAACUUUAGCAGAGUUUCUUUCAAAGGCUACUGGAACUGCUGUAGAGUGGGUCCAAAUGCCUGGAAUGAAGCCUGGUCCGGAUUCCAUUGGAAUCGUUGCUAUUUCUCAUGGUUGCACUGGAGUGGCAGCACGAGCCUGCGGCCUGGUGGGUCUAGAGCCUACACGGGUUGCAGAGAUCCUCAAGGAUCUGCCUUCGUGGUUGCGUGACUGCCGCACUGUAGAUGUCCUGAAUGUACUGCCUACAGCAAACGGUGGAACCAUUGAGCUCCUUUACAUGCAGCUCUAUGCGCCAACCACUUUGGCGCCUGCAUGUGACUUCUGGAUGCUCCGCUAUACUUCUGUUUUAGAGGAUGGCAGCCUUGUGGUUUGUGUGAGAUCUCUCAAAAACACACAAAAUGGUCCAUCCAUGCCUCCGGUGCAGCAUUUUGUUAGAGCAGAAAUGCUGCCUAGUGGAUACCUGAUACGACCAUGUGAAGGAGGUGGCUCAAUUAUACACAUUGUUGAUCACAUGGAUUUGGAGCCUUGUGGUGUGCCAGAAGUAUUGCGCCCAUUGUAUGAAUCUUCAGCUGUUCUUGCCCAAAAGAUGACAAUGGCGGCUUUACGCCAGCUGAGGCAGGUAGCCCAUGAAGUUUCUCAAUCUAGUGUCACUGGCUGGGGCAGACGACCUGCAGCUCUACGAGCACUAAGCCAGAGGCUUAGCAGGGGAUUUAAUGAGGCACUAAAUGGAUUUACUGAUGAGGGGUGGUCAUUGAUGGGGAAUGAUGGCAUGGAUGAUGUCACUAUCCUCAUAAACUCAUCCCCUGACAAGCUAAUGGGUUUAAAUCUUUCAUUUGGUAAUGGAUAUCCAGCUGUCAGCAAUGCCGUCUUAUGUGCUAAAGCAUCAAUGCUUUUACAGAAUGUGCCUCCUGCUAUCCUUCUUAGGUUCCUACGGGAGCAUAGGUCAGAAUGGGCAGACAACAAUAUUGAUGCUUACUCAGCUGCAGCUGUUAAAGUUGGCCCCUGUAGCUUAGCGGGGUCUCGAGUUGGAAGUUUUGGCGGUCAAGUUAUACUCCCCCUAGCUCACACUAUUGAGCAUGAAGAGUUCUUGGAAGUCAUUAAACUGGAGGGUAUUGGCCAUUCUCCUGACGAUCCAAUGAUGCAGACUAGAGAGAUGUUCCUUUUGCAACUAUGCAGUGGAAUGGACGAGAAUGCUGUUGGUUCCUGUGCUGAACUGAUUUUUGCUCCAAUUGAUGCUUCCUUUGCUGAUGAUGCACCUCUCCUACCUUCUGGUUUUCGCAUCAUUCCUCUUGAUUCUGGGAAGGAAGCCUCCAGUCCAAAUCGCACAUUGGAUCUUGCUUCUGCUCUUGAAGUUGGGCCGACUGGAAACAGGGCAUCUAGUGAAUAUUCUGCAAAUGCGGGUUGCGUGAGAUCUGUGAUGACUAUAGCAUUUGAAUUUGCAUUCGAGAGCCACAUGCAAGAGCAUGUAGCAUCCAUGGCUCGACAAUAUGUUCGCAGCAUCAUAUCUUCAGUUCAGAGGGUGGCAUUAGCACUCUCUCCUUCACAUUUAAGUUCGUAUGCUGGUCUUCGUUCACCACUUGGUACCCCUGAAGCGCAGACCCUAGCUCGUUGGAUAUGCAACAGUUACAGGGGAUAUUUGGGUGUGGAGCUGCUCAAAUCCUGCAACGAAGGAAGUGAAUCCAAUCUCAAAUUGCUGUGGCAUCACUCUGAUGCAAUUAUGUGCUGCUCUCUGAAGGCUGUGCCAGUUUUCACCUUCGCAAACCAGGCAGGACUUGACAUGCUUGAGACAACCUUGGUUGCACUGCAAGACAUAGCUUUGGAAAAGAUUUUUGAUGACCAUGGACGCAAGACUCUCUUCUCUGAGUUCCCGCAGAUAAUGCAACAGGGUUUUGCUUGUCUUCAAGGUGGCAUCUGUCUCUCAAGCAUGGGGCGACCAGUGUCAUAUGAAAGAGCAGUAGCUUGGAAGGUGUUGAAUGAAGAUGAGACGGCUCACUGCAUAAGUUUCUUGUUUGUGAACUGGUCUUUUGUGUGAUGUUGAGACCAGGAAACCUUUUACGGUUAGGAGCCUAUUAUAAUAGUGUCGAAUAGACGGGAGACUUGAAAACCUUUUGUGCUUUAAUUAAGUCUUUUGUAAGUGAUAAUGACAAUGAUGGAUGCUAAGACCAGUGUUGUGUUAGAUUGUUGCUGCUGCACUAUAAAACUCGAGCCUAUGCUCUUUGUUUUCUA